Nasonia vitripennis (jewel wasp) is the source of this 1920-nucleotide messenger RNA. Its product is annotated as chromobox protein homolog 1. Lineage: Eukaryota; Metazoa; Arthropoda; Insecta; Hymenoptera; Pteromalidae. The coding region runs from base 487 to 735 and encodes 82 amino acids. The transcript is spliced from 3 exons. The record is from RefSeq and is a predicted model, not a curated record. Gene Ontology annotation, cellular component: nucleus.
UUGUUCUUUUUACGAGCGAAUGCAUGGACUAUUGUUGCCUGGGAAUAGAAUGAGCAGCGUUUUUCCGUCUGCUAAAUGGGGAUGAUAUUUUUUUCGGACGAUUUAAAGAGCCGCCUUCAAGCGGACAGCUUCAGGUAUAUCGAGAAGCCGCUUGAAGUUCGCCGUGUACAAGGCCGGGGAAAUUUAAAAAAUCUACUUUUUCCGGAAGUACAAUAUAGGUAGGUAUGCAUGGUAGCGUAGGUAGGUGCUUUGUUGUCAAAACAAUUGAGACUUUUUGCUCCGGUUAACGGCCGGGUUGAUGGAUAAUCCUGUGUACCGCGGGCCGAGUACUUUCGAAAACGGAGCCGAAUCUGAAGCUGAGUACGAGAUAAUCUACGGUUUGAUGCAGAUGUAAACGCAAAUGAACGCUGCGGUUAACGUUGUUUGGAUUCGAGAGCUCAACGAUUUCGAGUUUACUAGUUUACACGGUUGAUUAAACCAGGAACAAUGAAUAAGGAGAAAAAGAUUGACAAUAAAGCUGCCAAACCGCAUGGAUUCAAGAGACAGCUCGAGGCUGACAAGAUCAUUGGAGCUACUGAGUCCAAUGGAGAACUGAUGUUUCUUAUGAAGUGGAAAGGAACUGAAGAGACUGAUCUUGUGUCAGCCAGAGAGGCUAAUGUGCUCUGUCCUCAAGUUGUGAUACAAUUUUAUGAAGACAGGCUGAUUUGGCAGACUGCCAAGUCAACCGCACAAUGAGGCAACAAACAAUAAUAAUGUGAGGAAUACUGUUGGUGUUCUUGACUUCUUUUUAAAUUUAAACAAGAACCUCACUUUGGUUUUUACAGGUAUCAUUAUUGUUGAGAGUAGGAAAUUGUAUAUAUUUAAAAAUACCAAUGUUGGUCAACAAACAAGGCAUUAGCUAUAAGAAUCUUCCUUUGGAAGAAAAAGUUAGUUUUGAAGAUUUUAAGAUUUACUGGAACUGUUUUCUUAUACUCAGCUGUAGAAAUGUUUGGAAGUUUUUUAUGAGGACUAGUUUUCUAUCAAUUAUCUAUUGCAGUUAGAUUAUAUUCAAACACCAUUGAGACCCACUCACUUACAAGCUUGAUUGAUUGUUUAUUUUGAACUACUUUUUACCUGAUUCAUAAAUCUAGUCAUCCUUUGUAUUGAUUUCUAUUAGCAAAACUUUUAAAGUUCUUGCAACGUUCCUGUUAAUUUUACAAAACACAAAGAUGUCUUGUUGGAUAAACAGAUUAUGUACUUUUUUUUAUUGAUACAGUCAGAGUCAAAGGUAAUAUAUAUAUAGUAAAGCUUGUAAAAACGUCAUCUUAUGCAAAAGUAAUAUAUACAAUCCCUUCUAGUUGAUAAUUGCUUUUGUAAAUUGUUGCUCUAAAUUAUAUUUACAAAUUUUUAAUUUGUACUUUUGUAUAAUGUAAACUGAAGUACUAUAUGCCUGGAGAAAUAUAUUUUAUUUUUUUAAAUUAUUCUACUACCAGCUCUCAGUCAACCUUUUACAAGUGACAAAGAUAUUUCUCCUUGUACAUUGCAUACAAUGAGUUAGAGCGCUUUAGUAAAAAUUAAAAAAUAUAUAAUCAAAAACAACGUGUGAUGUGAUAAAAAAUAUUUAUAAUUAUGCUGCCAUUUCAUUUUAUACAAUUUUGAAUUACAAAUCAAUUAUGUUAAUAUUAUAUUUUUACAGUGUGUUCAGUCUCGGAAAACAUACAAAAAUUAUUUGAAUGUAGAAAAUGUUUACAAAAUAUCAUUUUAUUGUAUCUCGGAAUUUUCAAUAUUCUUCUUAAUAUAACUUUGAUGUUCGAUCAUUGAAUUUAUGUAUAAUGGCAUUUUUAUAUACAUAUACAAUAUGGUUAUAAAAAUAUCAUAGACAAUUAUACACUCAUUGUUGCUUAUAAUCUUGACAUUUAAAUACAUUUUCAUUAAACUAGA